GACUGUUCGAAGAAAAAACAUGGCCGCGACACCUGUGACAGCUUGACAGUAAAAAUAUUUUUAAAAAACGACCGAGAAAAAGUUCUUAAAAUAUAAUUAAAGCGAACGCUUCUUAUCGUUAGAUUUUCGUGCGGCGACCGUUCAAAGUCUACCCUCGUUCCCGUACGCGUUCUGUCAGUGAAAAUAUGUGAAAAAGUGCUGAAAAUUCGUAUAUCCGAUAGUGUUGUUUUCGUGACCACCUGGCUUACUGCGAUCGGGCCCCAUUCUUUUACGAAUUAUGGACACCCAGCAUUUUGCAACCAAUUAUUCAAGGUCUCUAGCAUUAAAUUGACCUAGCCGCUGUCUCGGCCACACCGGAUGCCUCCGUUGGCGGGCGCCCCCCUGCCCGUCCGCCAGCAGCUGAGGCGCAUGGAGCGCGCGACGGCCGUCAUGGCGGCGAUGGCGGGGCGUCGCCAGCGCCACUCGCGCACCCCACCCCCUCACGUCGUCGCCCCGCCGCCCAGCGCCAAUUCCCUGCCUCCCUCCACCGCGUCGUCGUCGUGCUGCGACUCGCCGCCCGACUCUGCGCAGCUCAGCCGCCUGUGCACUGCGCUGUACGACUACGCGCCCAAGGGCGAGGACGAGCUGAGUUUGAAGAAGGGGCAGAUCGUGGAGGUGCUGAGUAAGGACGCGCGGAUAUCGGGGGACGAGGGCUGGUGGACGGGGAAGGUCGGAGAAAAGGUUGGGAUCUUCCCAUCGAACUUCGUAGCCCCUUACGACGACAUCAACACUGUCGAUUCCAUUUUCACUCAAGUCAAUCUGGUCAAAAUCGAUUUCAACGAACUCAAGCUGGAAGAGGUUAUAGGUGUCGGCGGCUUUUGUAAGGUGUAUCGUGGCGAAUGGCGUGGCAAGGAAGUGGCCGUGAAGGCCGCUCGCCAGGACGCCGACGAGGACCUGAAGGUGACCAUGGAGAACGUCAUCAAGGAGGCGAAACUCUUCUGUCUCCUGCAGCACGAGAACAUCGUCUCGCUCAAAGGAGUCUGCUUGCAGGAGCCCAAUUUGUGCUUAGUGUUAGAGUACUGCCGAGGCGGUUCGCUGAAUCGAGUAUUGGCCGGUCGAAAAAUUCGACCGGACGUCUUGGUGGACUGGGCCAUCCAGAUCGCGCGAGGCAUGGACUAUUUGCAUUCCAAGGCGCCCAUCUCGCUCAUACACAGGGACCUGAAGAGUUCGAACGUAUUACUUAGCGAAGAAAUCGAAAACGACGACUUACAAGGCAAGACUUUGAAAAUUACCGACUUUGGCUUGGCCAGAGAAGUUUACCAAACUACGAGGAUGUCACAGGCGGGAACAUACGCCUGGAUGGCUCCCGAAGUGAUAAAGCAUUCCACAUUUUCGAAGGCGAGCGACGUGUGGAGCUACGGCGUGCUGCUGUGGGAACUGCUGACGGGCGAGGUGCCCUACAAGGGCAUCGAUACGUUGGCGGUGGCCUACGGGGUGGCCGUCAACAAGCUCACCCUACCUAUACCGAGUACUUGCCAUCAGCCCUGGAAAGACCUAAUGGAGAGAUGUUGGGCAUCCGAUCCUCACGAUCGACCACCUUUCGAAAGGAUCCUCCAAGACUUGGACGACAUCUACAACUCGCCUUUCACGCAAACUCCGCACGAAUCGUUUCACAAUUUACAAGAAGACUGGCGGGAAGAGAUCGAAGAGGUACUGCUGGAACUUCGCAGGAAAGAAAAGGCUUGCAAGACAUAUGAAGAGGAAUUGCGUAGCAGGGAAGAGGAUCUCAACCGCGCCCAGCUUCAACAGCGGAUGCACGAGGAACUAUUAAGGCAGAAAGAGCAGGAACUGCACGCCAGAGAGAUGGACAUAUUGAAGAGGGAGUUGAAUUUUAUGAUUAUACAACAAACGCCGACGCCUAAAAAGAGAAAAGGAAAAUUUAAAAAAUCAGGCUUAAGACUGCUGAAAAAAGAAGCCGGUCCCACCAUAAGCCAUCCGUCGGAUUUUAGGCAUACCAUCACUGUGCAACACACAGUAGAUCCUAAAGGGGGGCUCAGCGGGGUUAUUAGCCCCAAUAGUCCCCCUGGGUCUCCGGCGAUACCCCAUUUAAGAGCUAUUGCAAUGCCCGCGGACGGUGUCAAAGGCAAGACGUGGGGUCCCAGCACGUGCCACCAGCGCGAGCGCGGCCAGCUCACCAUGCUGCGCCCCGCCCACGACAACAAGCACACCGCCGCCAUCUGGUCGAAGAGCGCCCCCAACCUGGACAAGACGAAGCUGGGCCAGGGCUCGGCCGCCAUGGCCGCCGAUCUAGAUUACGUGCCGCCCGAAGAUUGGGGACCCGAGUAUCCGAUUGCUGGAGCUGUUAGGCAUAAUAUACCUAUGCCUACGUUGUACAAUGCUGAAGGUCAAAGACUAAAACCAAAGUUGAGCAUAGUGGAACUAGUCCUGUAUAAUAUCGCCGCUAUGCUGGCAGGUGUAGCUUCCGGAUACGACGUAAGACUGUCAAAUAUAUCGCCUUUACAUCCGAGCUUACAACCCAACAGUAGGAUAGAAGUGGUCGAUAUGCCCGCUUGGCGGCCUGUUGAACCGCAAGACUAUGAAUAUUCAACAGUUUCCGGGUACAAUCACAACACCUAUCACGGUCCUACGAAGCAUUACAGACCGAUGUUGACUGGUUCUCAACUGCUGAAUUUGCAAAAUGAGGAGAAACGGCCACUAAGGUUUACUGACUCACCUCAGCAUCACGUACCUAACCCGUCACCUAGGCGGAAAUCUAGCUCUACCAGCAACGAUGGUUCAGAUCUUUAUGGACCUUUUGAGCGGACUGCUACAAUAUACAUUCCAGGGGACUAUCAUGGUUGCCAAAAUGAAUCGGGGCAUUGUAUAGGGUGUAAUAUAAGAACACAAGAGCCAUAUAGCACUUAUAACAGCCAAUACGAUCAGAGUUAUGGGUACAGUUCGGAGCACAGUGGUACAACCACUACAUUGUACGGUUACGGAACUGAUUACGCGUACGACAAUCCUAGUAGUGUUAGUAGUCAUAGUGGAUCAAGGACACCGCAGAGGUUACCAUUGCAAACACAUAGGAGAACGCCAUCUAACGUUUCAAACGCGAGUUCGACGAAUACUAGUGGGUCAAAUGUCAAUCCUAGUUUUAGAUUAGAAGAAGAAUAUACACCGACACAUUAUUUACCAAGAAGACCGCAGUAUGACUAUGAUUACAAUACAUAUUCUAGGACGAAUUCUCAAGAUUCCAAUAAUUUCGAAAGACCUAGCACGUUAGAAACGGCUGGUUACACAAAAUUGAGAUCAAGUUUAAAGCGUAACAACUACACUGCAUCACCCGGCGGUCAUUCUGGUGGAAACACGCCUACCAACCCUACGCCACCUGACAGUUUAACUAGUGACGACAGUUCGUAUAUUUCGGCUAAAGAUAGCAACAACAGCUCUAUUAGUAGGGUGAGAUUUUCACCGACUACCCUGAUGGAUUUACCUGUACCUGGUCAGAAUUUGGACACGACCAUACCUUUGCAAGCUCGGAGAAAUCGACAGAGGCCAUCGUUGGCUGAAAUGGAUCGCGAAUUUAUGUCGUAAUAGUUACUGAUUUGAAUUGACCUUAAUGUUAAGGCCUUUAUGCAUGAACUUUUAGAUUUUAGAUGAGACUCAAUACUUUUGGUCUUUUAUUUUUAUGCUAAUUUACGAAAUUUUGCAACUCGUUAUAUUUCACUACGAAUUCAAAAUUUUGAAGAUACUUUCAAGAGAAAUAUAUCACAUAAUAUAUUUUAACACUCUUAUACCAACAUUAUUACAUCGAAGUACAAACAUAGAAUUACCGUAAAAUGGGGUGAAUAGAAACAGUUUCGUAGGCUAUUGGCGAUAUACCGGUUGAUAAAAAUGUGGUAUUAUUU
Molecule: messenger RNA, 3887 nt
Organism: Sitophilus oryzae (rice weevil)
Lineage: Eukaryota; Metazoa; Arthropoda; Insecta; Coleoptera; Curculionidae
Product: mitogen-activated protein kinase kinase kinase 11-like
Exons: 21
Coding region: 358-3573 (1071 amino acids)
Biological process (GO): protein phosphorylation
Molecular function (GO): JUN kinase kinase kinase activity; protein binding; ATP binding
Source: RefSeq, a predicted model, not a curated record